Messenger RNA from Protomyces lactucae-debilis, 1760 nucleotides. RefSeq lists its product as uncharacterized. The record is from RefSeq and is a predicted model, not a curated record. Bases 143 to 1606 code for a protein of 487 amino acids. The transcript has a single exon. Lineage: Eukaryota; Fungi; Ascomycota; Taphrinomycetes; Taphrinales; Protomycetaceae.
AAGAAGAAGAAUCCAACGAGCCAUCUACCAGAGCAGAGACACAACAGCCAGACAUCACAACGCCUUACUCUCCAUCCGACCAGGCAUCUAUCUAGACACACGCGCUUCAUCAGAGGAAACAACCAAACCCCCCUUCCGCAACAUGACUCCCAACGCGCGCGACGCGGACGCGUCUUCCAGUACUGACGCGACCUCGACCACCUCCCAGCAGUCCCCGAGCUCGACCACAGCGCAACGCAUCCUUAAACGCGCCGAGGUCUCUCGCAUAACGCGUCUCCUGAAACACCGCCUUGAGAUCGCACAAUAUAAAGUCGAACGCAAGUGGCAGCAUUUCAGCUUGAAAUCCGUCGCGCCGCAGCUUGAGCAGGAAGUCUUGCUCGCGUCGCAGAGUAGACAGCAGCAACAGCAAAAUCAGGCCUUGACAAAUGGGAAUGGCUUAUCGAUGAGCGAGUCGAGUGUGACGCCUCCGCCCUCCUCGAUGGGCGCUGCAACGGCGCAUGAGUCCUUCUCAGGCGCGUCAGGUCGUUCAGGACCACCCGCCGCUUCUCCGCCACGUUCAGCAGACGAUCCAUUCUUGAUUCCCGACUUGCCUAUUCGCUCGAGAUUCCAAGAAUCGAGUGUACGCAACGGGGAUGCAAAUGGGCCUGCGCUGUAUGCGCACAGCUAUGCUCCCUCUCAGCAAAACACGACCGCCGGCUUUCAAGUCUCUCCUCGCAAACGGCCAAGAGCGCCCAGUGAUGAAGAGGGCGAGUCGGAUGCAAGCCACAUGUCGCCGCUCAAAUAUCGUGCUGCAACGCCUUCGAUGCAACGGCGUAGCAGUCAUGGUCAUAGUGGGAGCGAGGGACCCCAUCCACCACGCACGCCGCCGCCCUCUACGCCACCACCGUUGUAUCGCACUGCCCUUGCGAGUUCUUCACGGACGGCAGGGAAAUCGCAGCGGCAGGGUCAACCCAACAAUGCAGCAUCCUUUAAGGAUUCAGAGGAAGGCGCUGAUUUACUCCUCUACCUCGCCACCUCCCCCUCACCAGCAAAAGCGCGUCGGUCGCGAGACUUCCUACCACAACCUUCUCCAAGAAGCAGUGGCAGUCAUGCACAUCAUGGACAGACAAUGUAUCCCGGUGGUCCAUUUUCGUCACCACCACCCGUCAUGCGUGGUUCAUCACAAGUCAAUACCCCUGUAGGCGGUGGCUUCAAUCUAUCAGAAUUCCUCAAUUUCACACCAUCCCCCGCACAAGCUGCAGCAGCGCAUCAUCCGGGAUUGCAUCUUCAAACGGCAAGUGGACAAACAAUCUCAGGUCGUCUUGCAGCAGCUGCUGCAGCAAGCGCUGGAUCAUCAUCAGCGAACCGGUAUGGACACGUUGGUGAUGUCAAGGUUUCACCCAUCAAGUUGACCUAUGACGCAGCCACGCGUGCGUCACCGUCGAGAAAUGCAACGGCUGCACGGUUAUAUGGGUCAAGUAGGGAGGAGGUUGCAUCGUCGGGCUAUCUUGAAGCGGCAUUAGGAUCACCUUCACGGAGAACAGGCGCCACUACGUCCGGUACUGGUGUGAGUCAUCGUGGUUCGACGACGACCAUGGCACGUCCUGCGAGAUUGGAUUUCGUGUAAAUGGGUUUUGAGAAGUGUGAUAUCUUUUUUAUGGCUUGUUUAGAGGUAAGUGGGCCUCUGUAUGUCCAUGUUAUGUAUGUUGUUUUAUGUAAAGAUCUAGAUUGCUACCUUUCAAGGCAUCAGGCUUGUCAUCGUCCAGGCACGUCACUUGGGC